AUGUUCCAGGCUGUUCGUCUCUUUUCCACUGCCAGAGUGGUGGCUGACUCUGCCGCCUCCACUUCGGCAAAGAUAAACCCUAAACUUGCGGCCAAGCAGUUCAUAUCACCCGACGCAUCCAAAUCAAAAGCAAGAACUUUGAGAAGAAAGGAAGUCAGAUUGAAGAAACAGAUCAUCAGAGACGUCAACAACUUCAAGAAGCAUGCUGCCAGAAACGUGCAGUUCCAAGUGGAUCCGGUUUUGGGUGCUGCCGACAACGGGUUCGUUGCCAGAGUCAAGCAAGAGGUCCAGGACCAAGGAAACCACUUGGCCUACGGCUACGAAAGAACCGAGUUCGAAAAGUUGUUGUACGGAGCCGAAAAGGCUGCCUUGGAUAAGGCCAAGGGCACCGAAGUGUUGAACGAGAGCAUCAGAACCACCGAAGAAAGAAAGAAGAGAGCAUUGUUAACCAUUUUGAAUAUCAGAAACACCAAUGCUCAAGACAGAAAGACCUUGGCCAUUAGAUUGGCCAAGGAGGAGUUUCAAAGACACGAGGGUGACACCGCAUCCCCCGAGGUCCAAGCUGCCAUCUUAACCGUCAAGAUCCACUUCGGUAUGGACCACGUUAAGCAAAAUCCAAAGGACAAAGACCACAUCCAAAUUGUUCGUGAAAUGGUGCAACACAGACAAAGAAUAUUGAAGUACUUGAAGAGAGAUAAACCAGAAACCUACUACUUCACCAUCGCCAAGUUGGGAUUAACUGACGAUGUCAUCACCAGAGAAUUCAACAUGGGAAGACAAUACUUCCAGGACUUCAAGGUCUGGGGUGACAAGCAAUUGAUCAAGUUGUCUGAGAAGCAAAAGAAGAAGGCUGACGCGGUUGCCGACUUGCAAAAGAGAGUUGCUGAAUACAACGAGUUGGCCAAGAAGAACCACGAAAUUCUUCAGGAUGAAUCAUAA
Suhomyces tanzawaensis NRRL Y-17324 is the source of this 939-nucleotide messenger RNA. RefSeq names its product mitochondrial 37S ribosomal protein uS15m. Gene Ontology annotation, biological process: translation. NCBI's taxonomy places the organism in Eukaryota, Fungi, Ascomycota, Pichiomycetes, Serinales, Debaryomycetaceae. The record is from RefSeq and is a predicted model, not a curated record. Gene Ontology annotation, molecular function: structural constituent of ribosome. The coding region runs from base 1 to 939 and encodes 312 amino acids. Gene Ontology annotation, cellular component: ribosome. The transcript has a single exon.